Messenger RNA from Leishmania braziliensis MHOM/BR/75/M2904, 2433 nucleotides. RefSeq lists its product as hypothetical. NCBI's taxonomy places the organism in Eukaryota, Euglenozoa, Kinetoplastea, Trypanosomatida, Trypanosomatidae. Gene Ontology annotation, cellular component: centriole. Gene Ontology annotation, biological process: centriole replication. The record is from RefSeq and is a predicted model, not a curated record.
AUGAUCCACAGCUACCACCAAAGCUCCAGUGUGAUGAGCACGGAGGACGGCAGUAGCUCUACUGUGUUUGGAAAUCCUCGAAUAGAGCAGCGACGUCGGCACGUGCAGCAGCAGCACCUACCACGUCUGCCCUGUAGUUGCGAACCUUUCUCGGAGACACUUCAGUCGUCCUUCAAAGCACGACAGGACCCUAUCGCAGAGUAUGAGCCACGACGCAACGGCGAGGGCAGUAAUCCCAUGUUGCUCAGAAAUGAAGGAGGCCGCUCAAACAUGCCGCACGUGGAGGGAAUGGAAGGCGGUGCGAUAUCCCCGCCCUCCAUGCGCACAGCACGCACGGACUUGCCCGCCCUGGCGUCACCGAAGACCUCGGCUGAGGAGUCGCGGGCCCUCCUAGAAACGGUAGUGGCGGUGUCGACGAAGAUGCCUCCACACGAGCCGCAGGUGCGCCCCCUUGGUGUGUAUGUGCGCACCAGCCGCGGCGGCCCCAACGGGGUGACGCGUGUCGUUCUCGUGAGAUUGACCGACCCCAGCGAUCCCUUCUUUUUGUUUGAGCUGGAACUUCUCGAGGACGACUACAGCGCCUUUAAGCAGCGCCUGGAGCUGCUCGUUGACUUUCAUGGCUUCCCGCGCUACCUGGUCGGCAUGCUGCGCGACAUCGCUGACGGCGCUUCCGCCUAUGAGUUGUCCUUUGUGCUGAACAAUGCUGCAGUAGGUGACUCAAACCGAGGGACGCUUCGAGUGCUAGAGACGACGGACUUCAAAACUGUAGAGCAUAUUUCACUCGUGCUGCUACGACAGGGGGACGCUGGCCUCAAGCGGUACCUCGCCGAGCGUUUUCAACACUACGAGCAGUCGUUUCGUGCCUCGGAGGCUUCCCGUAUUGCCAUCACGGCGGAGCUAAAGGAGAGGAUUGAUGACCUGCAGGUGGCAAACGACGCGCUGCGUGCUCGUCUGCGCAAGACCGAGGAAGAGAUGCGAUUUAUGACGACAGACGCAGAGAAGGAGCAGCUGGUCGCGCUGAACCGGCUGCGCGACCACCACACGAAGGAGAUGAAUGGCACUCGCGAAUCAUUUGACAAAAAAAUCGAGCAGCUCUCGCACGCCUUGGAGGAGAAGACACGUCAGCUGCGCGACACGACCAACGAAAAGGAUGCUGAUGGCAGAGGCACGCGCUCGCACCUCAGACCUGGAGGCCACGGUGACCUCGCUUCAGUCACACCUGCGCAGUGCACAGGACACGGUGGGGGUGCAGACCAAGGAGCUUGUGGCUUUGCGGGAGAUAAAGAGCUGGCGAACUUUAAGGCGGAGGCAACAAAGGCAAUGUCAGAGAAUGAGCUCAACUACGUGACGCUGGCGGAGCGGCUCCGCGGCACCAGCACCGCACUGCAGAGUCGAGAAGAGAAGUUGGCCGCACUGCAGGCACACUACGAGAAACAGGACGAGUACAUUCGUAUUUUGGCCGAGCAGAACAAGCAGCAGGCAGACCACGUCCGCGAGGCGGAGAAAAAUCUGGACAAGGCCCAUCACAUCAUCGCAAACCAGCUACAGGCUAUCAAAAAUGCGAAGGAUCGCUAUCACAUUGCAAUGGAUCAGCUGCGGAGUCAGGAGACGCUUCUGCAGGAACGCGAAGGUGCCGCGCGCCGGCAGCAGGAGGAACUAAUGGCAGCGACGGAGCGUGUCCAAGAGCUGCUGCGCAAAAACAGCGACCUGCGUGAGCAGCUGGAGACCAUCAACAACGCUCGCGAGCAGCUGGUGCAGGAGGUGAAGCUGAGUCAGCAGGCACUGCUGCGUCUACAACAGACGACAAGCAUCAACGGGCGUCACUGGGGCGUGCUUAGCUCAGCGUAUCAGAGUAGAGAGGGAGCAGCCACUGGGGUGUCCACUUUGGAUGCCACGGCGGGGGCGGGGUCGACUGACUUCAUGCGUGAGUUUGGCGCGAAUGCGCACGUGUUGAACCUGCCGGGGUACCGCAGCCUCAACCUCCCCUUCCGCAGUAGUGUCUAUCGCUCCACAUGCCUGGGAAAGACCGGACUAGUCGCUGCGUCAGGCGCGCUGUCGCCUUCGAGCACGGGAGCGGUAGCUGACGGCGUGACAGUGACAGAACGACCAUCGCUCUUCGCCACGAAGGCGGCUUCUCCGUCCCCGGUGCACAGUAGCCAGGAGCGCGCCGGCAGCGCCGAAACGGCCGGCCUGACUGAGCCGCAUGGCCGGGGAAGCAUGUCGUCACUGAGCAAGACAGAGCGAACCAGCGGCACCGCGGCCGCUUCAGCGUCACAACUUCCUGUGAAGUCCGCCUCUCUGAAUAAACAAUCGUCACACAUGGGCCGCUCUUCAUUCAACGGCUUGGCAGUGAAGUCCUUCUUAGGCGGAGAAGACGCAUCGCAGCGAGCGGCGGUGACUGCAGGCCCGGCACUAGAGAGCGCCUACUUUUAG